Molecule: messenger RNA, 2739 nt
Organism: Daldinia childiae
Lineage: Eukaryota; Fungi; Ascomycota; Sordariomycetes; Xylariales; Hypoxylaceae
Product: Aspartate-tRNA ligase, cytoplasmic
Exons: 1
Coding region: 1-2739 (912 amino acids)
Biological process (GO): aspartyl-tRNA aminoacylation
Cellular component (GO): cytoplasm; cytosol; aminoacyl-tRNA synthetase multienzyme complex
Molecular function (GO): RNA binding; ATP binding; aspartate-tRNA ligase activity
Source: RefSeq, a predicted model, not a curated record
AUGCCUUCGAUUAGGAUGAAGAAUCCUCUUCUCUUACUGAAUAGGGUUAUUGGGCAUUCGUCGGCCAAGAAUCAUAUCACCAAAAUUCAUCUUGGUGACACAGAGGCAUUAGAUGAAGAGGCAGAUAAGAAGCACUUAAGAGCCCUGUAUGAGAAACGAGCCAAGAAAGAGUUACAAGAAGAAAAUCGGCGAUCGCUACAACAAAAGCGUAAGGAGGAAGAGCUGGCAGCAUUGUCUAGUGAACCACCAGAGUUACAAUCAAGCUAUGGCACACUCACCGAAGAGAGCAUGCCACCCUCUUUUCUACUCGAGCAUUUGUCGACCGACAAUAUUGGGCAGACUAUCAGCUUCAGUGCCCGGCUUCACCAUGUGCGAUCCGUAAGUGCGAAAUUGGCUUUCAUAUUGCUACGCCAACAGGACGAUACCGUACAAGGUGUUCUACAAGUUCGAGAGGGAGUUGUGUCCGAGAAGUUCGUACGGUGGGCCGAGCAUCUUAAUACCGAGUCUAUAGUACACAUUCGAGGUACUAUACGCGAACCACCUGAGCAGAUCAAAACCUGCAGUUUACACAAUCUCGAGAUCCUCAUUGACACCAUGCAUGUCGUUGUGCCAGUGGAGGAUCCUAUACCCAUUGAUGUCUACAACAUGGAGCAGGUGGAGGAAAAUGAAAACACCCAUGAGAAGCAGUUAGCGGUCUCAAAUCGUGUGCGCGUUGCGAACCGACUAGUUUUCCUCCGAACACCAGUUAUGCAGAGCGUCUUUCGCAUCCGAUCAGGUAUCUGUAGUAUAUUCCGAUCUUCUCUGGAGGAACAAGGAUUCAUUGAGAUUCAAACCCCCAAACUCCAACCAGCCGCGACCGAGUCUGGUGCGGAAGUUUUCAGGGUCAACUAUUUUGGAAGAACCGCAUUCUUGGCGCAGAGUCCGCAAUUGGCGAAGCAGGCGGCAAUUUCCGCUGAUUUUGGCCGUGUCUUCGAGAUUGGACCUGUUUUCCGAGCUGAAGACAGCAAUACCCACCGACAUCUGACAGAAUAUACCGGUUUAGAUCUGGAAAUGACGAUUCAAAAGGACUAUCACGAAGCGAUGGAUGUAAUUGAUGAGAUGUUGAAGGCCAUCUUCAAAGGUGUUUACUCACGAUACCGCAAGGAGCUUGAGAAUAUCAAGACGAGAUUUCCCCAUGAAGAUCUAGUCUGGUUGGAACAGACACCUCGUCUUUCAUUUAAAGAGGGAGUUCAAUUAUUAAAUUCAUCUGGGUGGACGGAUGAUGAUGGAAAGCCGGCUUCUGAGAACGAAGACCUCGUGACUCGUGCAGAGAUCCGACUUGGCCAGCUAGUCAAAGAGAAAUAUGGGACUGACUACUUCAUUCUCGACAAAUUCCCAGCAUCAGCACGACCAUUCUAUACGCAUUUAGAUCCGAAUGACGAGACGGUAACUAACUCUUUUGAUAUAUUCCUUCGUGGUCAAGAAAUUACAACGGGAGGUCAAAGAAUCAACAAUCCAAGAAUCUUGGCCGAGAGAAUGAAGAAAGCUGGAGUAGACCCAGAAGGGAUGGAAGAGUACAUGCAGGCCUUCGAAUGGGGUGCGCCACCGCACGCGGGGUGUGGUAUCGGUCUCGAGCGUGUGUUAUUCUUGAUGUUGAAUUUGGGAGACGUCCGGAAUGCCACCUUAUUCCCAAGAGAUCCGAAAUCCCUUCCUGCAAAGAGGCAUGAUCAAAACGGCAAGGUCCCUUUCCCCGAGGCCGAUACCAUCCGCUAUGCGUUCGAAGGAGAACACGACCACGUCCAUCUACCUGAUUUAGAUAAGCUCAUCGUAAACUAUGGUGAUGCUACAAACACUUCCUGGCUUGACGAAAGGUACAAGGUCUGGCGGGAUGUGGAUACCGGAGCAGCCGUUGGAUACGCAGAGGAGAACGGAUACGCAAUGAUAAUGGGCAACCCACUUUGCGAUUCACGUCAGUAUCCUAUCGUCAUCAGCUCUUUUCUCAAAUAUUUGAAGAAAAGCGAGGAUCUACGACCCAUCUGGAUCCUGGUCUCCGCACAGGUCGAAGAUAUCCUUGGCGCGAAGCUCGGGUGGAGGACACUGACAUGCGUGGCUGAAGAGCGCGUGGAUAUGGAAAAUGUAGGCAACGUGACCAAGAAGGAGCGCCAGGCCCAGAAAGCCGAGAUCAAGAUACAUGAAACAGUACUCGGUCAGCCGGUCCCUGACGACGUGAGGGAAAAAUGCGACAAGCGUAUUGUCGACUGGAAGGAGAGCCGCAAAGGUCGAAAGCAGGUCCACAUUACCGAAGUCCAACCCUGGAUAUCGAUGGCACACCGGCGCUAUGUAUGGGCCGAAGAUAAGACUGGAGAAAUCGUUGGCCUUGUCAUCCUGCACCGCCUCUCCCCCGAGCACGGAUACCAAAUCAAGUUUGCGCUUGACUUCCCCGGCUCGCCAUCCGGCAGUAUCGAGGCGCUCAUCUCUCACGCCAUCCAAAGUUUAACAGCUACAGGGGUCAGCAGCGUGACUUUCGGUGCUGGUGCUAUGGAUGAGCUUCUCAUCGGGAGCAACCUAAACGGCAUUAAAGCCAAGCUGCUAAGCCGCACAUAUAAGACAGUCGCGCAACAACUAAAGCUAGUAGCAAAGAGCGAAUUCAGAGAAAAAUUCGGCGUGAAGCACGAUCCGGUUUACAUCUGUUAUCCAUUCAUGGGCCUAGGAGUUUCUGGCGCUAGGACAUUGAUUAAGUUCUUCGAGGACGAGAUGUAA